Messenger RNA from Cinara cedri, 4896 nucleotides. Lineage: Eukaryota; Metazoa; Arthropoda; Insecta; Hemiptera; Aphididae. The record is from the annotation of a GenBank genome assembly.
CGGCUUUAGUGCGCAUGUUCGUGGUGCUUCGUGACACACUGUUUUCGUAAAGCCGUGUAUGAGUGUGAACCAAACGGUUCCGUCAGUUAUAAUAUGGUAGCAAUAAUUAUGUAUUGUUAAGAAAAAUAAUUGCUGAUACACGAUAACGCUAUUUUUGUGUUUGGUUAUGUUCAAUGGUUUAAACAAAAUGCCAAUUGUUUGCCGUUCGCUGUUUUUACCGGUAUCAAGAAUUUUUUAAAUUUAAACCAUAAUUGAAAACUGGAAAGGUAUGUAAUAGUAUUAUUAUAUUUUAUUCCAACAUUUCCAACAGUGUAUCGUUGAGCUCGUUAAUGCAAAAAAACUUGACUGACUAAUAUAAACCUAACCUUGUAGACACUUUUAAAAACUGAUUUGUAAAAUAGGUAUCUACACUACCUACAGUGAAACCCCCAAAACUUUAAUCGGGAAAGCGUUUUAUGUGGGAAUUGAAAAAUUAAGCGAUUAAAAUAUAUCGAGUUUAAUUUAUUAUUAUAUUUUUUUUGUAUUAAAAAAGAAAUUCAUUAUUUAUACAAUUCAUGUAUGUAUUUUUAUUAUUAUAUUGUGUUAAAAAAAUUAACUAUAUUUGUUUGCCUAACAUUCUGACAAUGCGUUUCGGCAAAAAACUUUUCUGUUUUGUUCACGUAAUCCAACAUUUAUUCGGCAUUUUCUACAGAGGAUAAUACUUUUCGAAUUUCUGUUAGGUGUUUCUAUUUUUAUAUUCACACAAUUAGUAAAAGUUAUCGUAAUCUGCUGAACAAAAGAGCGUCUUAUCCGAUUAUAUAGAAAAAAAACUGAGCAUUUUAACAGGUGAUUUUUUUUUAAUAAAAACAAUAUGUUAUUUAAAUGAAGUAUUUAUUUACUAUACAUUUAUGAAACUAUUUUAGGUAUAGAAUUUUCAAAGUGCAAAUUCUAUUUCAAAUGACUAUUCAAUAAUUUUUAGAUAGGUCAUUCAUUACAAGGUAGGCACUUAAUUUAGUCCACACAGACUUUUCAAUCUUGUACUUGAAAAAACUAUUUUCAGUCAUAAAUAUUAUCACAUUUUUAUACAAUUAUGAAUUUUUUUUUUUUUCAAUUUUUAUGUUAAGCAUUUUUGUAUUUCUAAUGCUUACUUUUUAAAUAGGUACCUAACUAUUAUCUAAUCGUUAUAAUUUAUUAUUUUUUUUAUAGUGUUUAGGUAUUUAAAAGAAAAUGGAUAUCGAUCCAUCUUGGGAUGUUGACAAGCACAAGGGCGAACAUGAAAACGAAACACAUUGGGAAUAUAGACGUAAAUUUUUAAUAAUGUACAAACAUAGCUAUCCCGAAGACCGUUUAGUAGGUUUAUCUCAAACUUUUAUCAAUAUUGAGUUUAUGGGAUGCAAGUAAGUUCAAAUAUUGUUAAUAUUAUAAUGUAUAUUUGUAUAUAUAUAUAUAUUAAUAAAAGAAAACAAAUUAAUUUAUCUAUUUUUAAAGGUAUAAUCAACCGGUUAUGGAACUUAUUGAAAAUCUAUCUGAUUGUUUAGUUGGUGGUUUGAGAGAAAGACGCAAAAAAUUAUUUCAAACUAAAUUUGUAAAAGCAUCAAGUGAUGAAGGUAAUUUUUAUGAGUAGAUUUUUGUAAAUAAAAAGUAUAUUUGUAUUUAAAGUUUCAGGAAAUAAUCAAGCUGCAAGCAUACAACCCAUCGAUUCACCAUAUCAUCCUGAAUAUAUUUUGCCCGGUUUUAUAAUAAUAGAAAAUAAUAUUGAAGAUCCUAUUCAAAUUUUAGAACGUUCAUGUUCUUAUGCUGGUUAUGCUAUACCAGUUAUUAAAUACGAACAAAUUGCACCAUCUAAUUUGUAACUAAUACAUUACUAUUCUAUAUUAAUUUUUAAAAUUAAAUGUUAGGUAACAUAUUCAUUUGUUUUAAAGUGGCGGAAAAUUCAGUGUAUGAAAUUUUAAGGUUUUUGGCAUACCUAUUUUGUGAAAUUUUUAAAAUCCUGAGUGUAGUGAGUAAGGAAUGUAUUUGUUUUACUAUAAGUACAUUCAUAUGAUGAUGUUAAAACGGUUUGAAAUUAAAUUGGUUAAGCAUUUAUUAAACAAAUUUAUCCAAAUAUCUACCAUACUCGUUUGUAUAUUUCCAAAAUGACCAUGGAUAUGAAAAUGGUUUAGUGAACAUUUUGUAAACUUAUUUAUUAUAAUUUUGUUAUCUUGUUCAAAUUGAAACAAUUAAACUAUUAAUAAAACUACCAAAUAACAAAGUAACUCGCAAAAUUAAAGUAUCUAUAAAUAGCUUGAAAAUGAUUCAAACUUUUUGAAAAUUUUACAACUCUAGAAAGGCAAAUAUAAGUUUUCUUUCCAAAUUUCAAGUGUAUGUUUUUAACUGAAUUGCAAUAAAACAAUACAUUUUAAAUAAUUAAAUCAUUAUUUUUGAUAACUGUCCCAUUCUUUCUAAGUUUUUAUAUUGGUUUUGCUCUAUUAUUAAAAAAAAAAACUGGAAAAUUAAACUUUCUCUAAGAGAAACUAGAUCCAAAAUGCAGCCAAAAGGUCCUUGUCAUUUCUAAGAGAAAACAUAAGUUUUUCAAAAAUGUUAAACUAUUAAAUUGUAAUGACAUAAAUAUUUUACUGGUUAUCUCCAUGUUUUUUUUUUUUUGUGAAUUAAUGAUUUUGGGCUGUCAACUGCUAGUUGUAGUGGUGUCUUUGUUAUCAGUUAUUGUAUGUGUAAGUGUGAAACAUUGGUACUAUUUAUUUGUACCCGUUAUCAUUUUAAAACCGACUAGACUAUAAAUAAAAUAAUUAUUAAUGAGACUUUAUUGAAUUAUAAAAAAUCAUUCCCAAAAAUAGUAUAAACAGAGAAAGCCACACCACACAAAUUUCAUUGCUUUUGUUCAUAGAAAUUUAAUUUAUACAUUUUAUCCUACUUUUCCAGCUUUGCCAAGAUUUGAAAAAUAGCUAUGAAUCUAUUAGUUUAACUAUGUUAUGUGGUUUUUUUCUAUAGGUAAACAAAUUUUCUACCAGAAAUAUUGUUUUGCUGUAUAAAGUAUUUUCUCAAAGCAUAUUUUAUGUAGUUGGUUCAGUAAACUGACCAUUUUUUAAUUUUUCAAGGGGUUUUUAUAAUAAUUGAGAAAAAAUGUUAAAGGUACUCUAUGGCAUUGCUGAUUUCGUUAUUUUUAAUUUGUACAUUUAAUGUUUUUUACCAGAAAUAUUGUUCCAAUAAAAAAACCAACAAGAGACUUUUUUUGUUGCGCUUUUAAUCUAGUUAGUAAGUUAUUCAUUUUUAAUUUUCCAUGUAGGUUUGUUUAAUAAUGGAGGGAAACUGGAAAAAAAAACAGGAAAAUAUAUGAAAAUAAUUCUUUUAAUAUUUCCAAUUUUGUUUUUUGUUGUUAUUCAGUUAAAAAUAUUCAUAGACUUGAAAUUAUGACUUAAAAAUUAUAUUUACUUUUUCUAAUAUUGGUAAAAUUUUCAAAACAUUUGUGAUAUUUUACAAUUUAUGUAAUCAACUGGUUUUAGAAUAUACAGAUAAAACUUGUCAUAAAAAUUAGCAACAUGCAAAAAUGAGUUAUAUGGGAAGAUUACAGAUGUUACCACCUAUCUGUCUACAUUAUGAUACACUACUAUCUCCAGCCAAAAAUUAUUUCCAAAAUGUCUUAUUACUCAGCAUAAGUUAUAAUAUAAAUAUAUAAAUAUUUAUAUUAUAAAACAAAUCUUAAUAUUUCAUUACUACAAAUUUACAAUUUGUAUUGUUUUUACAGUAAAGCUGAACUUUAUAUACAAAAUAAAUUUAUUAUAAAUGGUAUGGGGACCAAGAAAAAACUGUCUCGCAAAGAUGUUUUCAAAAAUUGCUAUGAAUAUUUAAAACCCAUUUGUUUUACUAUCAAGGUAAAAGUAUAUAAUCCUACCAUUAAUUUCUCUAAUUUUAUAAUUUAAUAUUCUUAAUUUUAUACAUUUUUAGCUGAAGAAUGAAAACUCAAAAGAACAGCAAAUGAUUAUAGAUAAAGAUGAAUUGGUAGAUUUUAAUACAGAAACAGAUCUUUCCACUGAUACAACAAUGAUAAACAAUGGUGUUGGCUAUAAACUAUUAAAAUUGAUGGGUUGGAAUGAUGGUAUUGGAUUAGGCAAACAUAAUCAAGGUUGUGUUGAUCCAAUUCAGUAAGAUACAAUAUUUUUUUAAUUAUUUUUAUAUUUGGUUGACAUAAUUUGUUACACAAAUAGAAAUUCUUUCUAGAUGGUUGCCUAAAUAUUAUAUUUAUUUUAGUGUUUCUACUAAUUUCAUAUGUAAAUUUGAUGACAAUUUGUAUACCAAUUAAGUGAACUAGUGUUAAUUAAAAUAAUAAUUAUUAUUUAUAUUUAUAUUAUAUAGGAUUAUCAAACAUCCAAAAAAUGUUGGAUUUGGUAAUACAGAUUUGUCAAGUGAAGACAGUGCUAAAGAAAAACGUUUUCAAAAAAAAUUUCAAAAACACUUGUAUACAUUUGUGAAUAGUUCAAAACAGAAACUUUCCUUUUCUACUGAACUGACAAAAGAAGAACGUCAAAUUGUUCACACGUAUAAUAUAUUAUAAAUUAAUAUAUAUAUUUAAAUAUUUAUUAAUCACUUUUUAUUUGUAUUAGGAGUUGCAUGAGAUAUAAUUUAAAGGCAAAAAGUUAUGGACAGAGUGAAAACAAAUUAAUGGUUAUAUCAAAAAAACCAAAUUCUGGAGACAUUUUUAAAGAACUCAUUAACAUUAGUGGCCAUGAAAAUGAUUAUUAUAGUUUAAUAAUUCCAACAUCACUACUUAAUGUAACUUUAUAAUUUUUACAAUUAAACAGUAUAUUAUUCCAUUUAAAGAAUUUAUUAUUAUUAUUUAUUCAUUUAUAUAAAAAAGUCUAAAAUUUAAAUUAUAAAACAAUACAUCUAAUUAAACCAUUAAGUCUAAUGUUUAUUUUUUUA